Messenger RNA from Apis laboriosa (Himalayan honeybee), 906 nucleotides. RefSeq names its product guided entry of tail-anchored proteins factor 1-like. Bases 159 to 653 code for a protein of 164 amino acids. The transcript is spliced from 4 exons. NCBI's taxonomy places the organism in Eukaryota, Metazoa, Arthropoda, Insecta, Hymenoptera, Apidae. The record is from RefSeq and is a predicted model, not a curated record. Gene Ontology annotation, biological process: tail-anchored membrane protein insertion into ER membrane.
CACAUCUUUUCAUAUGUUUAGGUUAACAUAAGUAGUCAUAUAAUGUUGUAACCUCCAAAGCCUUUUUUAUUAAAAAUCGAAAGGUAUUUUCCAAUGGUAUUUAAUAUUUGAUUAAUAUCCAAUAAGAAAUAUGAGAUUUAUCUUAUUGGAAAUAUAAAAUGAAUUUACUUAUAAUAUCAACUGUAAGUUGUCUUUUAGAAUACAUUUUCCCAUCUUUAAUUAAAUAUAUUACGUCUCGUUUAUAUACAAUAAAUAAGCAUGAUAUGGAAUUACGAAAUGAUUUGAUUAAUUUAAAACAAGAAAUGAUUGGGAUAUCCAUAGUAGAUGAAUUUUCGAAAUAUGCAAAACUUCAGCGUAAAUGUAAUAAAUUAGAAAGUACAUUAAAAGAAAAAGCAAAUGAAAGAUUGUCUUCCAGACUGAAGGUACAAAUAUCUGUAACAUAUGGUUUUCGUAUAUUAAAUGGUUUAUUAAUGUUGAUUUUACUAUAUCUAUAUACAAAUAAACCUGUAAUAAUUUUACCAAAAGGCAUACUAUGGCCUAUACAAAGUUUAUUAAGCUGGCCAUGUUAUCAUGAGGAUUCUAUUUCUUUGAUUAUGUGGUUAAUAAUUGCAAGAUUAGUUGUGGCUACUUGUAAAAAAAAUGGUAUGACAUAAUAUUAACAUAACACAAUAUUAACAAUUUAAAAAAUUAGAUUUUAUAAGUAACAUAAUACAAAUUUUCCAAUAAAUUAUUAUUCUUUAUGUAUAAGCAUUCAUGGCAAAAUUUGAUUUUCAACCUGUCAACAUAUGAAUGAACAAGUUUAAAAAUGUACAUAAAAUUUAUACUUCUUCCUUAAUAUGCUAUGAAAAUAAUUGUAGUGUUUGCUAUAUAUAUUGUAUUUGCUAAAAUAUUUAAAUAAAUGUCAUA